Hypoxylon trugodes is the source of this 1503-nucleotide messenger RNA. RefSeq lists its product as uncharacterized. The record is from RefSeq and is a predicted model, not a curated record. The transcript has a single exon. Bases 736 to 1134 code for a protein of 132 amino acids. NCBI's taxonomy places the organism in Eukaryota, Fungi, Ascomycota, Sordariomycetes, Xylariales, Hypoxylaceae.
CUUAUAGGGCAAGUAGCGUACCACUUAUUCAAGGGUAUGUUACGUGCUAAUCCCACUAAUCGACUUGGCCGACCCAAUUCAACCCACUUAAUUCCAGCAAUGAGGUUGGUGAACUCGCGGGAAGUUACUUACUAUGAACAUACCUACGUAGUUAGGUCGCUUUGAGUCGGACUUGAGUAUUGAUCUUAGAUAUAUACCCGAUUAGAAGGAUUAUCUUGCAGCUUCAAUGGAAUAUCAAGAUCCACAAGUCCAUUUGCACAGCGCCUAUGAUAACGUCUAGCAGAGCGCCUCUCAUCUUUAGCGUUUGUACCGCGGCUUAAUACAGAAUGUAAGACGGAUGCCCGGGAUCUAGUGGGCGCAGUAUUGGGAUAUUCACUCGUUAGCUCGUUAGGGCCUUCAUGUCUUCGGCUUCGUUUAACAUCGCCGGUUUGGCGAUUUAAGUGUGAGAUAUCAAAAGAAUAUAGACCUUCUCGUCACCUUCAUUCGGCGCUCGGAGCUCGGACUCGGUAUUGACCGUUCAGUGGCCUACGUCAGGGGCGCCCUACGCUUCACCAGAUUCGUUCGAUUAGUGGACUAAGUAUUCGCCAUAGCGCAUGAUAAUUGAUUAAUAUAGGUACUUCAUAGCCCUAUCUAUUAACCAAGUGUCCCUAUAGUACCCCCAAAAUUUUCACCUUAGCUAUUCACGAUCUACCCCACCUACACAGUUUCGCGGACACAGUAUCGCGAUCGUAAACAAUGACAGAACCCCAGAAGUGGCCAUACUAUAAGUUCCACGACGAAACGCGAGAUGCGAAAGGUCGAACCACAGUUUAUACCGUCUUAAUCGACUCGGACGAAGGUCGUACAUACGAGAAGCUCCGAACCGAUACCGAACGCUUAGAGUAUAUACAGAAGCACGCCCACGACAGUUGGAAAUGUGUCCAGCCGGACUGUGCUUUUUUUGAAGAUAAUGAAGUUGGAAAGAGAUAUGUCAUCAACAUAAACAGUCCCGAAUAUGAAGGCUUAGAGAAGUUACUUCAAGAGGAUGGUAGUAGUCCCCCUUUGGGUACGAAGGAGUGGGAUGAAAUGAUUCAAUAUUAUAAGGAUCAUGCGACGACCGUUGAGGACGCACCUAUAAGUUCUUGCGACCUAUAAACGGACUAUAGCCUUUUCUCAUACUAUUCCUGCCCGAGUCAAUGAUUAUAAGCCCCUAAACGACCAUCAUCGAAGUCUGUGAAUUCCUCGGCAGAGACGUCAAAAACACCUAUAUCGUACCGAUUUGGAGCAACAAAUCCUCCAACAGACAUGUCAAAUUCAUCCGAACCAUAGCUGACCCAGUUUGUUUGCUCUCCAGAAAAAUCAGGGAUACCCAAGUCAUAGUUAUCCCAGUUGAUGGUGUUCUCGGGGGAUUGAGUUGCCUUUAAACUACUAGGCGUCCCCAAAUCAUCGAGCAUUUCCAGGUCUUCCUUCGGCAAGGAAUUCAGAUGAUCUUGAAUUAGAUCGGUGGUGGGAUAAUGCCCGUUU